Messenger RNA from Magallana angulata, 2754 nucleotides. RefSeq names its product disintegrin and metalloproteinase domain-containing protein 10-like. The record is from RefSeq and is a predicted model, not a curated record. NCBI's taxonomy places the organism in Eukaryota, Metazoa, Mollusca, Bivalvia, Ostreida, Ostreidae. Gene Ontology annotation, biological process: membrane protein ectodomain proteolysis; Notch signaling pathway. The transcript is spliced from 19 exons. Bases 134 to 2737 code for a protein of 867 amino acids. Gene Ontology annotation, molecular function: metalloendopeptidase activity. Gene Ontology annotation, cellular component: plasma membrane.
CGCGCAUGAUCCAAAUAGUCAACUUCCUUGUUUUUGAUAGAUAGAAAGAAGAGAUGCGAUUCUGAGAGAUAAAACUAACCAAGAUAGAAGAAUCCAGGGGAUUAAGUUGUUUUCUCAGGGAGAGGUUGUAAACAUGUGGAUUUUAUCGGGACUACUGUUCGUCUGUUUUAUGGCGCCGUGUUUCACGGAGAUGCGGCCAUUGGACGACUACAUCAAACAUUAUGAGAAGCUGAGUUACGACACUCGCAACCUUCACAACAGACACAUGAGGACAAAGAGGUCAUCAGGAACUACGCCACUGGAGCUCAAGUUUAAGGCACACAACAGAGAUUUCCACCUGCGUUUGACCCCGUCGACCUCAUUGUUCACCAAAAGUUUCACCUCGACCCACAAUAAUGGUACCUUGGACCCUGUCGACAUUUCAUUCAUCUACGACGGAACCGUAGUGGGGGAGCCUGGAAGUCACGUCCAUGGAGCGGUGAUUCUGGGAAUUUUCCGCGGAACGGUUCGAAUCCCGGACGACACCGUGUACCACAUUGAGCCAGCGUACAGGUUUUACGGUCUGAAGGAAGCGGAGAAAUUACCUUACCACUCAGUUAUAUAUAAAGACGAGCAUGUAGAUAUUGACCCAUUUAGACACAAACGCGAGGCAGACUUUGAUGCGGGGCGAUGUGCGCUGGAUAAAUACCGCGACUGGAUGGUUCACCAAACGGAGGCAGAGGUCAACAUUCGCAACAAAAGGUCCUACUAUAGUUACAAAGAAGCAAUGCAGCACAACAAAUACUCGGCCGAGAAUAACAUGUUUGAGUCUCGAGAUAAGCGAGAGGUCGGCUCGUGCAGCAUGGGGGUCAAGAAUACCUGUAUCCUGUAUAUGAGAUCCGACCCCACACUGUUCAACAAGUUCAAGGCUGAUCUCAACAAUGAGGUGGCCGCCCGGGAUGAGAUUCUGUCCUUCUUCGCGAGUCACGUGAGUGCACUCAAUGAGAUCUACGUCCGCACCAAGUUCCAGCCGCUACGGGGUACGGCCCCAUGCUUCCAGGGAAUUCAGUUCCAGAUUCAGAGAACUACGAUAAUGACCGAUGAAACAGAGAAAUGUUCUAACGAGCUUCAGAGGACGGCCUUCUGUCAGCCCAACAUCGACGUCAGUAACUUCCUGAACCUGAACUCACUGACCAAUCAUGACGCGUUCUGUCUUGCCUACAUCUUCACGUACCGCGACUUCUCCCACGGCACCCUUGGGCUGGCCUGGGUCGGCUCUCCCACAGCAUCAGCAGGGGGGAUAUGUGAGAAAUACAAGUCGUACACGGAGGGAAACCAGCAAAUCAGGAAGAGCCUCAACACGGGGAUAGUGACCAUCAUCAACUACAACAAACGGGUCGCCCCGCGCGUCUCUCAGCUCACGUUCGCCCACGAGGUUGGCCACAACUUUGGAAGUCCGCAUGACGAUGGGCAGCAGUGUGCCCCCUAUGGAACCUCUGAUCCACAGUCUAGUGGUGGUAACUAUAUCAUGUUUGCCAGCGCCACACAGGGAAACCUCCAGAACAACGACGAUUUCUCACCCUGCAGCGCUGACAACAUCACCCACGUCAUCGACGCUGUCGUCAACCAAAGGAGUGGAAAGGUCAACUGUUUCACAGACUCUGGUAUGGCGUUCUGUGGUAACGGAAUCGUUGAGGAGGGCGAGGAGUGUGACUGUGGGUACGAGGAGGACUGUACAGACUCGUGCUGUAAUCCUCGGAGGACCGGGACCGGGGACACCAGUAGCUCCUGUACCCGGAGGAUCAACCCAAGCACCGGGAGCAAAUACGACUGCAGCCCAACCCAGGGGCCAUGCUGUACCACUAGCUGUAGCUUUGUUCCAUCCUCAAACAACAUGAUCUGUCGGACAAAAACCGACUGCAUGAAGCAACAGACCUGCAGUGGGAAUAAUGCUUCAUGUCCAGAUUCAGUGAAAGAGCCAGAUCUCAAAUACUGCAAUGAAUACUCCCAGGUCUGCAAACAAGGGUUUUGCACAGGCUCCUUGUGUCUAAAGGUUGGAACACCAGAAAAUGGGACAUUUCCAGGUGUUUGGGAGGAAUGCUUUGUUACACUGCCUGGUGACCUGACAGUACAACAAAAGGAGCAGCUGUGUUACUUAGCCUGUAAGAAGAAUGACUCUGAUGCUGUAUGCUAUGCCACAAACGAGAACCUGGACAGUUCUAAUGCCCUGUAUGUUCUCCUACAAGAUGUCAACCAGCGGAAACAGUCCAGCGGCGGAAUCAAACUAACAGCCGGUUCCCCCUGUAACAAUUACCAAGGUUACUGUGAUGUGUUUUCUCGUUGCCGUGGGGUUGAUAAUGAAGGACCUCUACAGCGACUGAAGAACUUGAUAUUUAACGAAAAAACGCUGGCCAAUAUAAAGAACUGGAUUAUUGAAUAUUGGUGGGCCGUCUUACUGAUGGGUAUAGGCCUUAUCCUGUUUAUGGGAUUGUUCAUCAAGUUCUGUGCUGUGCACACACCCAGCUCAAACCCUAACGCCAAACCAGCCUUGAAAUUGACGGACACAUUGAGGCGACGACGCCGUCACCCAGAGCAACAGUAUCGAGCCCAGAAUCACGACACUCAAUACCCUUUGAUAGUUGGCCCAUCGGGACCCCCGCCGCCAUACUCAGCACACGGAGGCCCACCACAGGGGCACAGGAAGGGAGCAGGGGCUAAAGGCGGGAGAUACAAUAAUUUAGAAAUGCGCAAAGUUUGAAUCAUAUAUCAUCUAAA